Molecule: messenger RNA, 674 nt
Organism: Daphnia carinata
Lineage: Eukaryota; Metazoa; Arthropoda; Branchiopoda; Diplostraca; Daphniidae
Exons: 5
Coding region: 54-674 (206 amino acids)
Source: RefSeq, a predicted model, not a curated record
AAAGAUUUCACCACCCAUUCAAUACUUGGCUGGAAUACGAUGUUCAUAAUAUUAUGAAUCCAGAGAACAAGCCUGUGAGUUUUACGACAGCAAAGCAUGUUGUCAAAGAGGCAGCUGCUGGUCGUCCUUUAGCCGAGGCUUUCAUUUCCGAUUGUGAAAGAACUUGGGGGAAAGGAAAACGUGUCUCACAAAAAAGGAAGAGGUACGGUGAUGACAGUGAAGACACCAGUCCGCCUACAGUUGUUACGGCAACCAGAACAAGUUCCGUCAUCAACAUUAUUCAAAGUAGCAAGAGUGGCGAACCAAAGGGCCACAGCAGCGCAAACAGUAUAGAAUUUCAAUAUUUGUCGGAUGAUGACGUGCCUCCAUCUUCACAAACAACGUGGAAGGCAGUUCCUCGCGGCGACGAUAGACGGCCUGGUCUCUCAAUAUUUAUGAACCUCAUUUCAGUUCUAGGAGUCGUUGCGGACGCAAAGGCGCGACAAAAAAACGAAGAAAAUAUUGAGAUUGACUGUUUAUUAGUACAGAUCAAGACGUGCAGAAAGAAAAGUGGAGAGAAAUACCGCGAAGAAAGAAGCAUAACACCCGUUGAAGCUCAGUCAGCUAGGUCUUCGCGCGACCAGCCAACUUUUGAAGCGCCAGUACCUAGUACUAUUUACGAGGCUGAGAUGUAG